AUGGAUCUGCCUCCUAGCCAAGGCCACUGGUCCAAGGAGGAUGUGUGCAGGUUACUGCAGCGCAUUGAGAAUAACCUCCUGUCCGGUGACAACCCAAGGUCCAAAGCAGACAAGUCACAGCCAGACUGGGAGAAAAUAGCAUUUCAAGGCUUCUCUGGGGAAAUGUGCAAACUCAAGUGGACAGAGAUUUGUUCCAAAUUAGGGAAAUUCCAGCCGCUGGAAGAAGUGGUGCAGGAAGCCAGAAAACUGGUUUGCGGUCACAAUAGAAACAAUGAAUCCCAGAAGCACCCCGACUUCCCCAAAAGGCCCUUGACUGCUUAUUUCCGAUUUUACAAGGAGCAGAGGCUCCAUUAUUCCCAAAAGUACCCUCAGAUGAACAAUUACAAGCUGGCCAAGAUUCUAGCUCAGAAGUACAGGCAGCUCCCACAGGAGGUGAAGCAGAAAUACACUGAGGAAUACUGGAAGGACAAGCAGGAAUUUAAAGAAAAAGUCGCUCAAUUUUGGCAAAAACACCCUGAUCAGGUCCAAAUCUGCAAAAAGUCUGGUGGGGGCAAGAGGCGCCCAAGAAAAGCUCCAAAGAAUGCCCAGGACAGUGUGCAAAGCGUGAGGCCUCUGUCCAAGACUGAUAAAUUUGGCAAGUAUGUGAAAUUUCAUGGAGAGCCCCCGAAGCCCCCCAUGACGGGAUAUAAUAAAUUUCAUGACGACUGGUGGUCAAGGGAGGAGUUGGAAUACUUGUCCCCCCAGGAGCGCAGGGUGGAGAUCAGCAGGCGCUGGCACCGCGUGCCCCCAGCCCUGAAGGAACAGUACAGGCAGCAGGCGGAAAAGCUGCACAGACAGUAUUGGGUGGACCUGGACCUCUGGCUCAAGGGUCUGUCCCCUGAGGAGUAUGCCGCAUACAAAAAGAGAAACUCUGGGAAGGGCAAGAUCGUGACCUUGCCUGGAGACCCAAACCCCAGGUUCAGCAGGAGAGACCUGCCGCCCUCACCAGCCAUGACUGUGCAGGCAGGACCAGGCCAGGAGAACAGGCUGCAGGCUCCGGGCACGGGUGCCCCAGGUGCGGUGCCCAGCUGCCAUCCCCACCCACCCGGAUCCCAAAGAACCAGGAAGGAACCCGCGGAAGAAGACGGCAGCGCCUCAGACUGCAGCAGUGAAGAUGAAGACGAGGAGAUGAACCUGUCCUCUUAUUUCUCCUCCUCCUCUUAG
This is a messenger RNA of Octodon degus (degu), 1203 nucleotides long. Its product is annotated as upstream-binding factor 1-like protein 1. The transcript has a single exon. The coding region runs from base 1 to 1203 and encodes 400 amino acids. NCBI's taxonomy places the organism in Eukaryota, Metazoa, Chordata, Mammalia, Rodentia, Octodontidae. The record is from RefSeq and is a predicted model, not a curated record.